AUGCCGUUGACGGCCUCGACCUCCCUUGAAUCAAGGCUGGGGACCUCGUACAGCACCCGCACAUCAAAUAGGACGAGCCGGACAACUGGGACAACUUCAUAUCCAACUUUGACUUAUCAAGAUGAGACCACAGCUACAUCCCGUGCUCGAUCCAGGCGCAGUCGCAAUGGGCGACCUUCUACAUCGCGUCCUAAGACAUCGGCAUCAACCGUUGGUCGUGUCGAAUCGCAACAGGUCAUCUGCGCUGUCAGCGAGUCUCGAGGCGUAUCUCCAACCGUAGGGCUAACAUUCGUCAAUAUGGAUACGGGUGAAGCGGUCCUCUCCCAGCUGUGUGACAGUCAAACCUAUGUCAAGACGAUCCAUAAGCUCAGCAUCUACUGUCCCACGGAAGUUCUUAUCAUUCAAAGUGCGGCCAAUCCUGCGUCUAAGCUGUUUCAAAUCAUCGAGAAUCAUCUUCCUGUCAUUGCUAGCAAACUCGUUCUCGUUGAUCGUCGUUACUGGUCGGAGCAAUCCGGAAUGGAUUAUAUCAAGUCUCUCUGUUUUCCGGAAGAUGUCGAUUCUUUGAUCAUGGCUACUAAUGGGAGCUUUUAUGCCGUCUGUUGUGUGUCUGCAGCAUUUGCUUUCAUUCAACAUCAGUACGGUGUCACGUUUCCACAUCAUUCACUGCGGUUCAAGUAUGAGCCAUCCGAGGGAUCGAUGAUGAUCGACCUAUCAACCGUGCAAGCGCUCGAACUCAUCCAAAACCUGCACAACUCGAAGUCAAAGGACUGCCUCUUCGGACUUUUGAAUGGCACUCUGACUCCAAUGGGUGCCAGGCUGCUGCGGGCAAAUAUUCUACAACCACUCACCGACCCAGAUAUCAUCCAGGGACGUCUUGACGCUCUGGAGGAGAUGACAACGAACUCUGGUCAAUUCCGGUUCAUCAGAGAUGGCACGUGUCAUGCACCGCGAAAAUAUAGUAUGCUAACCUCACUAGCACUUAAGAACUUUCUAGAUGGCGAGAAGCUGUUGACUCAGCUCAUCACCGUCUAUACUGCAGAAGGGCGAUUAAUGCAAGAGCAGGAGCAGGCUAUCAACAAUGUCCUAUCUCUAAAAUCCUUCGUGAACGCGGUCCCGCCAGUUCAUGACGCUCUCCUAGAUUCGACGAGUACCUUGCUUCGGAAUAUUUGCCAACUCUGCGAUCCGUUAAAUAUUUCGGAAGUCCAACAGCUCAUUGAUAGUGUUGUUGACGAAACCACUAUCUUUGCAUCGAAGCCACUGGAUCUAAGGAACCAGCGCACAUAUGCAGUCAAGGAAGAAGCCAAUGGACUACUUGGAAUCGCGCGUCAGAGUUUUGCUGAAGCUCAGAAGGAUACCUAUGACUAUGUGACGGAACUCGCAGCUAUGCAUGGAAUGAACAUUGCCGCCAAAUAUGACAACUACAGGCAAUACUACCUCGUCAUUCCAUUGGAUGAGCUGGAAGUCAAGGAACUUCCACCAAUCUUUACGAAUAUCAUUCGGAAAAAGAAUGCGGUCGAGUGCCAGACGCUGGACUUGUUGAAGUGGAACCAGAAGAUUUCUGAUGCGCAUCAUGAAGUUCUCAAACAGAGUGAUGAAACCGUAUUGUCCUUGCUUGAACAGGUGCGUGGUCGAAUGUACAAUUUGUACAAGAUCUGUGAAAGCGUUGCUAUGCUUGACAUGCUGGCCUCAUUCGCAGAGAUAGCAACAACGAAAGACUAUGUUCGCCCGCUGUUCACUGAUACACUGGCAAUCAAAGCUGGGCGACAUGCAAUUGUCGAAUCCAUCCAGGGGAACAAAUUCAUCCCUAACGAUGUGUAUGCAACAAGGCAGACUAGGUUCCAGAUCAUCACAGGGAAGAGCACUUAUAUUCGCUCAAUUGCUUUGAUGACUAUCAUGGCACAAAUUGGAUGCUUUGUCCCUGCUCAACAUGCCUCCUUUUCAGUCCGCCACCAAAUGUUUGCUAGGUUGUCCCUUGACGACAGUAUUGAGGCAAAUACAUCCACCUUCGCCGCAGAAAUGCGUGAAACAGCAUUCAUCCUUCGGAACGUCAGCGAGACUUCAAUGGUCAUCAUCGACGAACUCGGACGAGGCACAAGCACGAAGGAUGGCAUGGCUAUCGCAAUCGCCAUUGCAGAAGCCCUGAUUGAAAGUGGAGCGCUCGUAUGGUUUACCUCCCAUUUUCUGGAUCUUGCUUCCAUUCUGGGGGAGCACAAUGGUGUGACCAACAUGCACCUUGCUGUCGAUCUAUCCAAUGCCCAAGCGAUGACGAUGCUGUACCGCAUCUCCGCUGGCCAAGCCAAGGAGCAACACUACGGUCUCAAGUCGGCCCGUUUGAUGCAACUCCCGGCAACUGUCCUUGACACAGCGCAGACUGUGGCCGAGAAGAUCGAAAGGAAUCGGAAGGAGUUGAAACAAGCAUCGAGUUCGGUUCAAGCCGGUCGUCGCCGUCGCCUAAUCCUUGAAUUUCAUGAGCAUCUGAAGCAAGCCCACAACGGUCGUCUCGAAGGGCAAGCGCUCAAAAAUUGGCUCAAUGAGCUGCAAGACGAAUUCAUCACGCGCAUGACUGCCAUCAACAGCCUGUCGGAGGGGGGUUGA
Messenger RNA from Eremomyces bilateralis CBS 781.70, 2595 nucleotides. RefSeq lists its product as uncharacterized. Gene Ontology annotation, biological process: reciprocal meiotic recombination; mismatch repair. The transcript has 15 exons. Gene Ontology annotation, molecular function: mismatched DNA binding; ATP-dependent DNA damage sensor activity; ATP binding. Gene Ontology annotation, cellular component: nucleus. The record is from RefSeq and is a predicted model, not a curated record. The coding region runs from base 1 to 2595 and encodes 864 amino acids. NCBI's taxonomy places the organism in Eukaryota, Fungi, Ascomycota, Dothideomycetes, Eremomycetales, Eremomycetaceae.